CCGCAUCGCCUUGUUAGUGUCGUUGCGUCAGGAUGAAGUUAGCUAGCUAAGCGAUCUGUGAAAGGGACCUUGUCAUGACGGGACGAACUCUCUGACCCCGGAGAAGCUUACAUUUAAAAGCUAGGCUGUGACCUUAGGUAGCAGGAAGGCACCCUGAGACCAUGUUGGCACGGCUGUUCAGGCUCCAUGGCCUGCUGGUGGCCUCCCACCCAUGGGAGGUAAUAGUGGGCACCCUCGCUCUCACCGUCUGCCUGGUGUCUAUGAACAACCUGGCAACCAGCAACCAGAUAUGCACCUGGAACGAGUGCCCCAAAGUCGAGGAGAAAAUUCACAGCAGUGACAUAAUCAUCCUAACAAUCACACGCUGCAUGGCCAUCGUUUAUAUCUAUUUCCAGUUCAAGAAUCUGCGACAACUGGGGUCCAAAUAUAUACUGGGUAUUGCAGGGUUGUUCACAGUGUUUUCCAGCUUUGUCUUCAGUACAGUGGUCAUCCACUUCUUUGGGAAAGAGCUAACAGGUCUAAAUGAAGCCCUGCCGUUCUUCCUCCUGCUCAUUGACCUGUCCAAAGCCUGUGCAUUGGCCAAAUUUGCACUCAGCUCAAACUCUCAGGAGGAGGUGAGGGAGAACAUCUCCCAGGGCAUGGCCAUCCUGGGUCCCACCUUUACUCUGGAUGCUCUGGUGGAGUGUCUGGUCAUUGGGAUUGGCACAAUGUCAGGUGUGCCUCAGUUAGAGAUCAUGUGUUGUUUUGGCUGUAUGUCUGUCCUCGCCAAUUACUUUGUCUUCAUGACCUUCUUCCCUGCAUGUGUGUCCCUGGUCCUGGAGCUCUCCAGGGAAAGUCGUGAGGGCCGUCCGAUCUGGCAGCUGAGCCACUUUGCCCGUGUGCUGGCUGAAGAAGAGGACAACAAGCCCAACCCUGUGACCCAGAGGGUUAAAAUCAUCAUGUCUCUGGGCCUGGCCUUGGUUCAUGCUCACACUCGACUAGCAGCUGAGCUUCCUGGUCAUAACCGCUCGGCGGAGGGGCCAAUAGCGAAGAGACCGGACUCUGGUGGCACUGUGUGGCCUUUGAAGCUCACCAGUAUGGACCUGGAGCAGGUGAUAACUCUCGGUCUCGCCCUGCUGCUCGCUGUGAAGUACGUCUUCUUUGAGCAAACGGAAGCCGAGUCCUCCCUGUCUCUCAUGAGUCCCAUUAUCAGCUCUCCCACGACCCAGAAGCCGAGGUAUGCAGGAGACUGCUGCAGGAGAGACUUCCCAGCCCUGAAACCCCACACGGCCAUGAACGUUACCUUAGCAACCAGCCGUGCUUCACCAGCUGUCUCAGACUCUCAACUUUCCCCCGAGGCUGACACAGCGUUCAGAGAGAAGACAGAAGCAACACAGCCUCCAGCAGCCCCGGUGGAGAACGGCCCCUGUGUUCCACACUUUGGGGACUCUUUUGCUCCGACACCUCAUGUUCCUCAAAGUAACUCAGAGGUGCGGUCGCUGGAAGAAUGCAUGGCCAUCCUCUCAGAUCCUCAGAGGGGCGCCCGUUGUCUGAGCAAUGAAGAGGUGAUGAACCUGGUGACCUCACGUAACAUCCUGAACUAUAAACUGGAAUCUGUCCUGGAGAGUCCGGAGAGGGGCGUGGCCAUCAGGAGGGAAAUGCUGUCACCCAAACUGCCUGUUGUCUCCGCUUUGGCGUCUCUGCCUUAUAAGGACUACGACUACACUAAGGUGAUGGGCACUUGCUGUGAGAAUGUCAUCGGCUACAUGCCGGUGCCAGUAGGAGUGGCUGGUCCUCUCCUGUUGGAUGAGAAGCAGUUUUACAUUCCCUUAGCGACCACGGAGGGCUGCCUGGUAGCCAGCACUAACAGAGGAUGCAGGGCGCUUUCUCUGAGCGGGGGUUGCCGCAGCAGGAUCCUCGCUGACAGCAUGACCAGGGGUCCUGUGGUGAGGCUGCCCUCAGCUUGUCGGGCGGCAGAGGUCAAAGUCUGGCUGGAGACCUCGGACGGAUUCAGCAUCAUCAAAGAGGCCUUUGACAUGACCAGCAGGUUUGCUCGUCUGGAGAAGCUGCUGGUGGGCUUAGCCGGGAGGAACUUGUACAUUCGCUUCCAGUCUCAGACAGGAGACGCCAUGGGCAUGAACAUGCUCUCCAAGGGGACUGAGCAGGCGCUGCAGAGACUCAAGCAGCAGCAUCCAGAUGUGGAGGUGCUGUCGGUCAGUGGCAACUAUUGCACUGAUAAGAAGUCCGCUGCCAUUAACUGGAUCUUGGGCCGGGGGAAGUCUGCUGUGUGUGAGGCCACCAUCCCUGCCAAGGUGGUCAGAGAGGUGCUGAAGAGCAGCACGACUUCUCUGGUGGAGCUGAACGUCAACAAGAACCUGGUGGGCUCGGCCAUGGCCGGCAGUAUCGGGGGCUUCAAUGCUCAUGCUGCCAACAUUGUAGCAGCCAUCUACAUCGCCUGUGGACAGGACCCAGCUCAGACCGUGGGGAGCUCCAACUGUAUCACUCAGAUGGAGGCUGCUGGUCCAGACGGGGAGGACCUGUACAUCAGCUGCACCAUGCCCUCCAUAGAGCUGGGCACUGUGGGAGGAGGCACCAACCUGCCGCCACAGCAGGCCUGUCUGCAGAUGCUCGGUGUCCAGGGCACCAGCUCCAGCCAGCCAGGAGAGAACGCCCGGCAGCUGGCCCGUGUGGUUUGUGCCACCGUGCUGGCAGGCGAGCUCUCCCUGAUGGCCGCCCUCGCUGCCGGACAUCUCGUCAAAAGCCACAUGACCCACAACAGGUCAGAUAUUUCACUCGCGUCGAUGUCUACCAGAUGUGAAAUAAACCCGUCAGAAAAACCUUCGUCAAAGUCGUAGACAGCUGCGUUACAGAAGAUGACGACGGCCCGUCUUCAGAGUCGGCCAGACGUGAACAAACAAAGCAAACUUGACGAUGAGAACUGAGAGGACUGAAUCGUCUCCUAAUGAGGUGUUUCUGAAGGGAGUGCUGUGGGACAUCCAGACGUGGAAGACUAAUAAUCUGAUAUUCAGACCACUGUGUGUGUGUGUGUGUGUGUGUGUGUGUGUGUGUGUGUGUGUGUGUGUGUGUGUGUGUGUGUGUGUGUGUGUGUGUGUGUGUGUCGCCCCACUGACUGCAGACUCUUCAGGUUGACAUGUGAUGUUGAGGUUCCUUAUCUGUGCCAUUUGUCUGCAGCUGAUCGUUGCAGUCGUGUUUGUGUUGUCGGCACUGAUCUUACAGACAGCUGUGAAUUAUUGAGGGGGUUUGGAUUGGCUAAAUCCUCUGUGCUGCAAAGUCUCGAUCGAGUAUCCUGUGCCUCUUUAAGAGUCGUACGGCCAAAAGCAAAUCGCUUCUCCUAACACACAGUGGAAAGACAAAACUUCCAGAUUAACUCUUGUCACCUUUUCUCAUCUGUAACGCAUGAAGUGAGAUCUUCAGACUGCUGCGACAUGAUUUGUCUGAGAUCUCUGCUGUUGCCAAAAGCUCGCUGGAGACUUGCUGGUGAUGUUUGCUCGAGUUUAAAAUGCCAAUGUUCUGCCUGAAUGUAUGUCGUACUAAAUCAGUGUUGCAGGAUAUCAGUUGCACAACCCUUCCUGAGUUAAAGCCUCACUCCAGUGUGUUUUGGCGCAGUCGUUCUUGAUCAUGUUGCUGAGCCAAACUGUUCAACUUAUUAAAUAUAAUUUAGUUCUCAACGUUUAAAAAAGAAGGUUGUUUCUAAAACGAGAAGACGGCGUAUGACUGUAGUGGAAGCUGCAGGAUAUACGUCAUCCAUGAAGCUUGUGCUGGUGCACUCUGAUGCCUCUUUGCGUCCAGUGCCGUCCGUUACCCAGGAGUACAUUUUCUUGGUACUUUACUGUAAUAACAAAAAAGUAGUUUUGAGUAAGCUGCAGUCAGCAUGUGAUUUUGCUCCUCUGCACUUUUCUGAUCCGACACAGAGCGUCUCUGUCUACGUGCUCUCUGUUUAGACGUAAGUGACAAAUAUGUGGAGGUACCCUACGUAAUUUAAAAAUCAUGAUCACAAACAACAGUGAUAUGAGGCUGUUUCUACCUUAGAAAAGAAAAUAGACCAGAUAAACCUUUAAAGCGAUAAUUCUGGUUUGCUCUGCAGCUGACGGAGCUCUAUAGCCGGCUUUCCAGCAUUUUUCCCUUUACCGUGCUUCCACUUCCUGUCUGAACCCCGCGGCUCAGCAGAGCUCCAUUGUCUCCAACGCAAAGUGCACCAAAGCUGGAAAACCUCUGUGGCCUUCAAGGUGCUUUGCAGUUCUUCCAUCUCCUGGCGUUCUCACCUAGGAGCGCUUUUAGGUACCGAAAUUUGGCGCUGAUUGAUUUAACAUGAAUCUGUAACUGGCAGUACCUACGAUGGUGUCGUUAAAAGUACCCGACCCUAAUCACAGCGCUGUUUGUGUAAUAAAAGUUCACAUUUGAAGACGACAGUAGCUGUCUAACGGGACGUACACAUGCGGCGUCUUUAACCGCCUGGAAAAUGCGAGGUCGCUACUUCUGUGUCUUUUCCUGGCCAGCUUUCAAGAGCAACCUUAAGAAGCACUGUAUCAUAGCCUGUUUACCUGAUAUCCUGUCGGCUGUGAUUGGUUGUUCCUUGUCACAUGACGUGGUGUGCGCUGCUGCAUUAUCUUAGGGUGCAGCGACUGUACCCUGCAAAAUAGGCGCUCCGGCGUUUGAGCGUGCAUCCUCAUUGAAAACAACGAAUUUGAGCAUGCAAAAAAGGCGGCAUGUGUACGGCCACUAUUGUUAAACUUUGCCAAUUUCCAAACAGUUUCAUCAUGGCGAUGUGUGCAGAUGAAGUGUUUGGCAUCCCCCGAUCUGCGAGCACUUGUAGCUCCCCGUUCAUUUGCCGGUGGAGGACCCAGCUGACUUUUGCCGGUGGAUGUGCGGGGACCUCUAGGUGCUGUCUGCAGUCUUUUAUUUCAUAACUCAUGUUGGAAAGAUCGCAGUCGCUCGUCCUGCUAAUAUCUGUGCUAUGGCUUUGAAAGCUACUAAAACAGUAAUCUGGCUGCCUCUGUAAUGGAUUACGUCCCGCUACUAACCACACCCCUGUUCUCUGUGUGAUCACUGAACAACAGGAAGUAGCAGAGUGUGGAGUGGGGCUUUCAGGAGCUACUAUAUACUGUGUAUACUGUAGGAUCACUGUGGCUGCUGGUUCCAGGAAGGAAAGAAAAGCACCUGCCGACAGAUGUUUGUGUCACAAAGUGACCUGAUUGGAUGAAUUGUUACAGGCGGGUUGUUGUUCUGUGUGAAGGCGAAUAGAAGAACAGGAAACUCAAAGCCAUAUUAACUCAUUUAAUAAACGUUAAUGGUA
Epinephelus moara (kelp grouper) is the source of this 5293-nucleotide messenger RNA. Its product is annotated as 3-hydroxy-3-methylglutaryl-coenzyme A reductase-like. NCBI's taxonomy places the organism in Eukaryota, Metazoa, Chordata, Actinopteri, Perciformes, Serranidae. Gene Ontology annotation, biological process: isoprenoid biosynthetic process; coenzyme A metabolic process; sterol biosynthetic process. Gene Ontology annotation, molecular function: protein binding; hydroxymethylglutaryl-CoA reductase (NADPH) activity; NADP binding. The record is from RefSeq and is a predicted model, not a curated record. The transcript is spliced from 19 exons. Gene Ontology annotation, cellular component: peroxisomal membrane; endoplasmic reticulum membrane. The coding region runs from base 162 to 2834 and encodes 890 amino acids.